UCGCAUAUCCUGCUUCUAUAGCUGUUCUAGAACAGCAGUCGAAUAUUUAGGAGCCCGGUUACUGCAUUCAGGCUCAUACCCGAACCUCGGUACUCUGUCGAACGGAAUCAUGCAUUCGGCUUGCCGAAAAUACAAGCCGGGCCUACGGGGCGGUGGAACGAUGUGGACAUCAGGAUCGACCAAGUGGAGCAUCACCCAAUAUCUACAGCUCUCAUGGCCAACGAUAUUGCAAAUUGCCAUCAUGUUGCGAGACACUGUUUUUUCCUCUCCUAACACCUGAUCUAUGGAUGCUAUCUUGAUAUCAUUGUGUCAGAUGUAAGGUUUAAUAUAUAACUCUCGCCUUUUCUUUUUCAUUUCCUCUGUUUACACCAUACAGUAUGCGCAAGAGCAUACCCUUAUCCACAUCGGUCCCCUGGAAUGGCUUCUAAAGACAAUAUCCAUGAAGCCCCUCGCUCCCAGGGAAUCCCUUACUGGCGGUUACUCCUCGACCAAGGCGUCGUCACACCCGAAAUAAUCGAAUACCCAUACAAGGGUUCUGGAACCGAUGAUGACCCAUACAUCGUAGAAUGGAUCCCUAAUGACCCACGCAACCCGAUGCUUUUUAGCAAUACCGUGAAGUGGGCCUACACUAUCACCGUCGCGUUUGCUACAUUCGGCGUGUCGCUUUCGUCCUCCGCCUAUGCGGGUGGCAUCCAGGAGGUCAUUAAGCAUUUCGGCAUCAGCCAAGAAGUAGCCACACUCGGCGUAUCACUGUUCGUUUUGGGCUUCGCAGUCGGCCCGUUAUUGUGGGCACCUUUGAGUGAACUGAUCGGUCGCCAGGUUGUCUUCUUCGUCUCAUAUGGCGCUCUUGCGUUCUUCUGUGCCGGUGCCGCCGGCGCCCAGAAUAGCUGGACAUUGAUCAUCCUGCGCUUCUUCGCAGGUUCAUUUGGAUCCUCACCCUUAACUAACGCCGGAGGCGUCAUCGCUGAUAUCUUCACUGCGGAGCAUCGAGGCUUAGCCACAAGUCUAUUCGCCGGCGCACCGUUCCUAGGUCCCACCCUAGGGCCCAUAAUCGGCGGCUUCCUGGGAGAAAACGCCGGCUGGCGCUGGGUCCAAGGAUUCCUGGCAACCUUCACCGGCCUAAUCUGGAUCAUCGAAACGCUCCUCGUACCAGAAACCUACGCGCCCGUCCUCCUCCGCAAACGCGCCGCCCGCCUCACAACCCUAACCGGCCAAGUAUACCGCAGCAAACUCGACCUCGAGCGCGGCAAAGUAACAAUGACCAGCACCUUUGCCGCCGCCCUCCUCCGCCCCUGGAUCCUCCUCUUCGCCGAACCCAUCGUCCUCCUUCUCUCAACCUACAUGGCCAUCGUCUACGGCACCCUUUACAUGCUCUUUGACGCCUUCCCAAUCGUCUUCCAAUCGCUCCGCGGCUGGCCCGAAGGCCUAGGCUCCCUCCCUUUCCUAGGCGUAAUGAUAGGCAUGAUGGCCGCUGUCGCCGCAAACAUGCACGACAACAAACGCUACAUCCACCUCCACAAAAAACACAACGGCUUCGCGCCCCCCGAAUCCCGUCUGCCCCCCACCAUGAUCGGCGCCAUUGCUAUCCCCAUCGGCCUCUUCUGGUUCGCCUGGACCAACGCCCCCCCAGUCCACUGGAUAGUAAGCAUCAUCGCUGCUGCCCCCUUCGGCUUCGGCAUGGUCCUCGUCUUCCUGAAUAUCAUGACCUACCUCAUAGACGCGUAUACCAUCUACGCGGCGAGCGUCCUCGCCGCUAACUCGAUCAUUAGAUCUUGUUUCGGCGCUGGGUUCCCCCUUUUCACUUCUUAUAUGUAUCGGGACUUGGGCGUCCAUUGGGCUUCCUGUGUCCCUGGUUUCUUGGCGCUCGCUUGUUUGCCUUUUCCGUUUGUUUUUUAUCGCUAUGGGGCGAGGAUUCGCCGGAAGUGUAAGUAUGCGGCUGAGGCGGACGAUUUUGUGAGAAAGUUGGCGGAGAAGGCGCUUGUUUCGGGGAAGGAGAAGGUUGGUGGUGGUGGUGGUGAUGUUGGGGAGGUGGAAGUAGGGCAGUCGGGGUCUAGGAGGAGCUCGGUGUCCAAUGUGCCGGAUACGGCUUAUGACGGAAAUCCGUUCGAUGUUGAUCGCGUUAAUACGAGGAAUUCGGCGAUUUCGAGACGGUCGAGGUCCUGGUCGGGUAGGGCGAGGAGGAGAGUUUUGGGGGUGUUGGGGCUUUGAGUGGGGUUUUUGUCACUGUGUAUGUACUGGAGGUGGCUGUAAUGGUUGGGGUGUAGGCAUUUAUAUUGAUUCUUGGAUAUAGUGGUUUAUAGUAUGAG
Molecule: messenger RNA, 2306 nt
Organism: Aspergillus alliaceus
Lineage: Eukaryota; Fungi; Ascomycota; Eurotiomycetes; Eurotiales; Aspergillaceae
Product: MFS transporter
Exons: 2
Coding region: 418-2208 (596 amino acids)
Biological process (GO): transmembrane transport
Molecular function (GO): transmembrane transporter activity
Source: RefSeq, a predicted model, not a curated record